This is a messenger RNA of Linum tenue, 2267 nucleotides long. NCBI's taxonomy places the organism in Eukaryota, Viridiplantae, Streptophyta, Magnoliopsida, Malpighiales, Linaceae. The record is from the annotation of a GenBank genome assembly.
CGGCUAAUUAUAUAAUUAAUUCCCUUAUAAUAGCUAAUUAUACAAUUAUUAAGCCUUCCCACCAAAAAUAAACUCCACAAAAAUCCCCUCCUUAAAACCCACCAUAUGAUCCCCAUUGCCAACCUACCUCUCCCCCUUCCCCCCAAAAAAACACAACACACACAAAACACAUUGCAUGGCAACUCACUCCCAUCUCAUUUCAACUCACCACCACCACCACCACCCUCAUCCCGCCGCCAUGAUCAUCAACACCACCGCCUCCUUUUCCCCGGCACCGGCGGCCGCAAUCCGCAGGAUCCUCUUCCUCCGCGACGUCCAGCUCGCCGAGCUCUUCCUCGCCCUCGCCGUCUUCGUCACCAUCCACUCCCUCCGCCAGCGCAAGCGCCACGGCCUCCCCGUCUGGCCGCUCCUCGGGAUGCUCCCUUCCCUCGUCGCCGGCGUCCGACACAACAUGUACGACUGGAUCACCUCCGUCCUCUGCCGCCGCAACGGCACCUUCCUCUUCCGCGGCCCUUCGUUUAGCAGCCUCAAGUGCGUCAUCACCGCCGACCCGCGGAACCUCGAGUAUCUCCUCAAGACCAAGUUCUCGAAUUUCCCCAAGGGGCAGUACUUCCGCGACAACCUCCGCGACCUCCUCGGCGACGGCAUCUUCAACGCCGACGAUGCCACGUGGCACAAGCAGCGCAAGACCUCCAGCCUCGAGUUCCACUCCGCCAGGUUCAGGAACCUGACGUACUCGUCGCUGUACGAGCUGGUCCACGGCCGGCUGCUGCCGGUCCUCGAAACGGCCUCGAACCGAAACGUUUCGAUCGACCUACAAGACGUGCUGCUCCGCCUGACGUUCGACAACGUGUGCAUGAUCGCAUUCGGCGUCGACCCGGGGUGCCUGAGCCCCGGCCUCCCGGAGAUCCCGUUCGCCAGGGCGUUCGAGGACGCCACGGAGGCGACGGUGAUGCGGUUCGUGAUGCCGACGUGCGCGUGGAAGGCGAUGAGGUGGCUCGACGUGGGUCCCGAGCGCGUCCUCAGGAAGUCCAUCGAAGGAGUCGACGCGUUCGCCGAGGAAGUGAUCCGCGCGAGAAAAAAGGAGCUCGCCCUGCUGGACAGCGACGACGACGACGUGGACGCUGACGUGGACGGGCGGGAGCGGCGGGUGAUUAGGAGGAGGUCGGACAUACUGACGGUGUUCAUGGGACUGCGUGACGACAAGGGGGCGCCGUUCUCCGACAAGUUCCUGAGGGAUAUUUGUGUGAAUUUUAUACUGGCGGGGAGGGACACGUCAUCGGUGGCGCUGAGCUGGUUUUUUUGGCUGGUGGACGGGCAUCCGGAGGUUGAGGAGAAGAUUGUUGGGGAGAUUGGGAGGAUUGUGAAGGAGAGAUCGUCGGGAGGUGAGAAUAAUGGCGGCGAGGAGGAGGAGGAAGAAGGAGUGGUGUUUAGGCCGGAGGAGAUUAAGAGGAUGGAUUAUCUGCAGGCGGCGUUGUCGGAGGCGUUGAGGCUUUACCCUUCGGUGCCUGUUGAUCAUAAAGAGGUUGUAGAGGAUGACAUGUUCCCUGAUGGGACUGUACUGAAGAAGGGAACCAAGGUGAUCUACGCAAUCUACUCAAUGGGGAGGAUGGAAUCUAUCUGGGGGAAGGACUGCAGGGAGUUCAAGCCCGAGAGGUGGCUGAGGGACGGCCGAUUCAUGAGCGAGUCGGCAUACAAGUUCACCGCUUUCAAUGGCGGUCCUAGGCUGUGCUUGGGGAAGGACUUUGCGAUCUACCAGAUGAGGUUUGCGGCUGCCUCGAUCAUGCUUCGCUACAAGGUGAAGGUCGUGGCUGGUCACCCUGUCACCCCGAAGCUCGCCUUGACUAUGUACAUGAAACACGGGCUCAAGGUGAACCUCUACAGGCGCGACCAGGUCGCUGACAACAAGGUGGAUAGUUAAAUCAAUGAAAGGAUGAGAAUGUUUGAUAAAUAAGUGAUGGUCUUUGCUUAUAUUUACGUUGAUUUGUAUUUUCUUUUGCUUUUGGUGUUAUUGUUAUUGUUGUUAUGUGGUUGUAGAUGAAGCAUACUUAUUGUUUUAUUUGGGAUGAUGAAGAAGAUAAUCAAGAGAUAGAGGUAAUCUAGAGUGGUAACUUGUGAGACAAGGCAAGAUGAGAGGGGUGAUUAUUGGAUUAUGUGGGGUUGCAAUAACGGGAUGAAGUUUAUUAUCAUGUUAUAUGUACUGGGAUCUUAGAGGUUGUGUAAUUAUUUUUACAAUAAAUUGUGACAAAUUUAUAGUUGUUGAUCUC